AUCUGUACAGUGUAUGUACGCUUGGUAGCAAGAUAUAUACCGGUAUCCCGCACAACUUCAAACUAAUGGAAGAUGCCACCUUAAAGACGAGUGCUGUUGGGGACAGAGGUGGGGCAGCGAGUGUGGUUAUUGAGACUAUAUAUCCAAUUAGGGAGGAUGAAGUGUCCCCAGUUUAUUCAGCGGACAAGCCUUUGACGAUUAUGAUCGAGCAGAAUUCCGAGGGAGAAGAGUCAUACGAAGAACCUCCAUCUGAGGGCUUUGUAUCACGACAUGUAUCUUGUUCUAGAAAACGAAAAUUGGAAGCAAAGUUUUUAGAUAAAAAAUCAGUUAUUUCUCUCUUAUUGGAAUCAGAGUCAAAUAUAUCAAUAAUACCAUGUGAACCAGAGUCAAAUCAAUAUUAUCUUCUGAAAGAUAACAGAAAUUAUGUCUAUGGUCGUCGAAGAACAAGUCGAAACACUUUCAAUGUUGAUAAUCAUAAAUGGGAUUAUACAUCACUAAAAAAACAUUACUAUGUUUUUUCGAAUGGUGAAUUCAAAUAUGUUGAUUUUAUUGGUGGUCAAUAUUUGAUUCAUGUUCCAAAAAUGUCACAAGAUAAGACAGAACGACAACCUAUGUCUUGUCAACCAGAGCCUGAAAAGAUUUUAAUCAUGAGAAAGUGGUAUGGUUCAAUUAGAGGCAUUCUUAAAAGGCGAAUUUCAUACAUUGAGAAAUUUCCAGCUGGUAUAAAGCCAAAACAACAGAAUCUCAUUUUGGUAGAAUACUGUGAAGAUGUCGACCAUCAUUUACAAAGAGCAAAAAUGAUGAAAAUUGAAGGAUGCAAUGCUUACAGCAGUAUAUUUCAACCUGAAGAAGAAAAUAUAAAUAUGGUCGAACCGAGUCUUAAAGAUUCUUCAUUUUUUCAUUUAACAUCUAUAAAUCUAAAAGAAGUCGGAAAUUGUCAAAUCAAUAUGGGUGGUAAUAACAAUGGUCUAUUUUUUGAUAAGGAUCGAGCAAUUGAAAUUUUGCUGAAUGCUGAAACAAGUCUAGAUGAGAUUCCCCAAGGUUUAAAAGAGAAUGAAUAUUUCAUUAUUAAUAAUGAAGAUAAUUAUCGAAGGGCCUUAGAAGGAAAAAGAAGAACAUAUAUAGAUGACUGUGGUGUUUGGAAAAAUGUAUCAAUGAAGAAGCAUUUAUAUACACUCAUAGAUGACAAAUAUGUUUAUGUUGACUAUACUGGUGGUAAAUACAAAAUUUCCAAUUUGACUUUAAGAGCACAAACUGAGAAAAAUCUUGAAAAAUCGCAGAUCUUUGUAAUGAGAAAAGUGUAUGGAUCGUUAAAAAGAGAUGAAAACUACAAGCGUAGAAUAUGUUGGAUUGAUGAAUUUCCCGAAGGUGUAUUCCCGAAGCAGAAAAACAUUGCACUUGUAGAAUAUAUUGGAAAGUAUCCAAACGAAGAUGUUCCACAUGGAAAUCAAAAACUGCCUGGUGGCUUGCCAUAUGUUAGAACAUCAGCUAAGCUCAUGAAGGAACUGAAAGAAAAAGUUGUGCACAAGACUGCAAAAGAAAUAAUCAAAGAAAUCGGAUUGGAUAGCAACCCAAAGAAUAUAAAACAAUUGCAAAAUUUACGCUAUCGAAGUAAUUUGAAAAUUUCAGCAGGAUCUGCUAAUGAUCAAGUUCAUAAUGAUGAGCUUCAGCAGGUUUUGGCAAUGGUUCAUGGCCAUUCAUAUGUUCAGCAAUGUAUAUGCACAAAAUACAAACCGCCAGUAGUUAUUGCAUACACUUCUCAACAAAUGAAUUCUUUCAAAUACAGAUGUCAAGAAAAAUCUGGGUUGAAUCGUGUUCUUGGUAUUGACAGGACCCUAAAUGUUGGGCCAAUCAGUUUAACAAUAUUAACUUAUCCUCAACCUAACUUAUUAUGUCGUAAAACAUCACAACCAGCAGUGAUGAUGGGGCCAGUGUUUUUACAUAUCGAUAAAUCUUGUCAAACAUAUACAUUAUUAUUUAAUCAUAUAAAAGGAUGUUUACUAGAAGCAGAGAAGGCUGAUAUCGAUGGGAUCAGUGUGGCCUGCAAACCAGAAGAGGAAAAAGCAAUCAUCAAUGCAUUGAAUUUUUCGUUUCCUGCCGCAACUGUAACUCACUGCGUUGAUCACAUGAAAAUGGAUCUGAGAGACCAUCUGUCAUCAGAGAUUUGUCUACCUGAUGAUGUUGCUGAUAACAUUAUAAAGCAGAUGUUUUCAACCCUGAGGGAUGUGUUGAGGAUUAUGAUUUUGAUAUGA
Messenger RNA from Styela clava, 2252 nucleotides. The record is from RefSeq and is a predicted model, not a curated record. NCBI's taxonomy places the organism in Eukaryota, Metazoa, Chordata, Ascidiacea, Stolidobranchia, Styelidae.